CCUCUGGUAAGACUCCUGAAGUGGGUUUAUCUCAACCACCUUUCAGGACCUGAAACAUAUCCCCACUGAGGAUGUUCUAGUAGGUUCAGUGAUAGGAUGGACAUGCGAGCCAAUGAAUAUCAAAACUGGCAAGUCUCUACAGACCACCUGUAGUGCUACAGACCCUGUCCUAGGAGCUUCCAGGAUUUACUGCCACUCCUCACGGCAGGAACGGCAGUGAUUAUUCCCACUCAUCAGAUCGCUUGCCAAGGUCUCACAGGAGAAUAGCCCUUGCUUCUCUGAACUUAAUAGGAACACACAGUGGGAACCGCCCAGCUUGUCUCAGAGCCUCUGAGGCCUUCCUGUCAUCUGUCCUGGCCCACCCCAGCUCCUUGGGAACAGCAGGCCACCCCUGCUCCCCUCCCCUCUACUCCUCUUCCCUCAACUUCUCAACACUAGCCACUAAGAGGUUAUCCCUGGCUCCCACCCCAGCAAAAGGAUAAGAUCUGGGACUCAAAAGUUUGAAUAGAGGUUUGGUGUUCAAAGAUAAAGGCUGUGACUAGAGACGUGGUCCAUGUAAAGAUGUCUGUAAGAUGCCCAGUCUGGAUCGCCAAGUAAACCCCAGGGCUGGAAGGUCAGGGUCAGAAAGUUUCUCUCCCUGGGUCUCCUCCCAGUUCUCCAAGGCAGGAAGCAUCGGUUUCCUCCAAGCUGCUUCCCUCCUGGGGCAGAGUCUCAGUCACAAACAAGCACCCGCCCCGUCCUCUGCUGUGAGUGCAUGCACUGGACACAGUGCUUGGGACCAGGACAGAGGCCUGCCGGCAGCCAUGAGCUGUAAAGGAGCCGGCCUCUUGUGGGCCCAGUGGGCCCUGUCUCUCCUGCUUCUGCUUGGCAUGGGAGGCACAGCUCAGGACUACCCGCCCCAGAUCCUAGUCCACCCUGAGGACCAGCUGCUUCAGGGCCCUGGCCCUGCCAAGAUGAGCUGUCGGGCUUCUGGCCAGCCACCCCCCACCAUCCACUGGCUGCGGAAUGGGGAGCCUCUGAGCAUGGUGUCCCCUGAUAUCCACUACCUCCUACCUGAUGGAACCCUGUUGCUGCUGCAGCCCCCUGCUGAGGGGCAUGCCUGGGACAAGCAGACCCCCUCCACGGACCUGGGCGUCUACACAUGUGAGGCCAGCAACCCACUGGGCACAGCCGUGAGCCGAGGUGCACGGCUCUCUGUGACUGUCCUUCGGGAGGAUUUCCAGAUGGAGCCUCGGGACACGGUGGCCAUGGUGGGUGAGCAGGUGGUUCUGGAGUGCAGGCCACCCUGGGGACACCCGGAACCCACAGUCACAUGGUGGAAGGACGGCAGGCCCCUGGCCCUCCAGCCAGGCCGGCACAUGCUGACCAGGAGCUCCCUGCUGGUGACAAGAGCAGAGAUGAGGGAUUCAGGGAUCUACAUGUGUGUGGCCACCAACUCCGCGGGGCAGCGGGAGAGCCGGGCAGCUCAUGUGUCGGUGCAGGAGCCCCAGGACUACCAGGAGCCUGUGGAGCUGCUGGCGGUGCGCAUCCAGUUGGAGAAUGUGACCCUGCUGAACCCAGAGCCGGAGCCCGCAAAGCACCCCCAGCCUGGGCCUGCUGUGUGGCUCAGCUGGAAGGUGAGCGGCCCUGCUGCACCAGCACAGGCCUACACAGCCCUAUUCAGGGCCCAGGCAGCGGGUGGCCCUGGCACUCCAUGGGCAGAGGCCCUGCUGGCCGGCUGGCAGAGUGCAGAGCUAGGGGGCCUCCGCUGGGGCCAAGACUACGAGCUCAAAGUGAGACCAUCUUCCGGUCGCGCCCGAGGCCCUGACAGCAAUGUGCUGCUCCUGAGGCUGCCUGAGCAAGCACCCAGCGCCCCUCCCCAGGAGGUGACCCUAAAACCAGGCAACGGCAGUAUUUUUGUGAGUUGGGCCCCACCCCCAACUGAAAACCACAAUGGCAUCAUCCGUGGCUACCAGGUCUGGAGCCUGGGCAACACCUCGCUGCCCCCCUCCAACUGGACGGUGGUGGCAGAGCAGACCCAGCUGGAGAUCAGUGCCCGAAUGUCAGGCUCCUACUGCAUCCAGGUGGCUGCCGUCACUGGUGCUGGGGCUGGGGAGCCCAGCAGUCCCGUCUGCCUAGUUUUAGAGCACGCCCUGGAGAGAGCCUCCCGUGAGUCCAGCGAGACUGGCCCAUGGACUCUGGAGCAGCUCACAGCCACCCUGAGGCGGCCAGAGGUCAUUGCCAGUGGAGCUGUGGGUCUCUGGCUCCUGCUGCUGGGCACUGCUGUCUGUGUCCACCGCCGGCGCCGAGCUGGGAUGCACCUGGGCCCAGGUCUGUACAGGUACACCAGUGAGGACGCCAUCCUAAAACACAGGAUGGACCACAGUGACUCGCCCUGGCUGGCAGACACCUGGCGCUCCACCUCCCGGGACCUGAGCAGCACCAGCAGCCUCAGCAGCCGGUUGGGAGCUGACCCACGGGACCCUCUAGACUGCCAUCGCUCAUUGAUCUCCUGGGACCCCCAAAGCCCUGGUGUGCCCCUGCUGCCCGACACCAGCACAUUUUACGGCUCUCUCAUCGCACAGCUGCCAUCCAGCUCCCCGGCCCGGCCAAGCCCCCAGACCCCAGCUGUCAGGCACCUCCCGCCCCAGCGCACCCGGCUCUCCAGCCCCUGGCCCAGUUCAGACAGCCUCUGUAGCCGUCGGGGCCUCUCUUCUCCGCGCCUGUCUCUGGCCCCCACAGAGGCUUGGAAGGCCAAGAAGAAGCAGGAGCUACAGCAGGCCAACAGCUCCCCGCUGCUGCGGGCCAGCCAUCCUACGGAGCUCCGGGCCUGGGAGCUGGGGAACAGAGGCUCCAGGAACCUUUCCCAAAGCCCAGUUUACCACACUCCAGAGGCCGUCCCCCGGGCUCUGGUUGCUUGGCGGGUCCUAGGACCUCAGAUCCUCAGCAACUCCAGUGAGCUGCUGGCUCGCACGCCGCCACCCUCCACAUCCCUCUCUCCUCGCAGAGCCUCCACACAGAGCCAGCAGACCCAGCACCGGGUGGAGCCCCCAGCACCCUCCCCCCUCCCUAUGCCUGCAUCCCCCAGCCCUCCUAGACCCCCCAGCCCUCCCAGCCCCCCAGCCUCUUCCCUCUCAGGCCCCAGCCCAGCCUCUAGUCGCCUGUCUAGCUCCUCACUGUCUUCCCUGGGCGAGGACCAGGACAGUGUGCUGACCCCCGAGGAGGUAGCCCUUUGUCUGGACCUCAGUGAGGGUGAGGAGACCCCCAGGAACAGUGCCUCACCCAUGCCCAGGGCCCCGUCGCCCCCCACUACCUAUGGGUAUAUCAGCAUGCCCACCACCUCUGAGCUGGCCGACAUGGGCCAGGCAGGAGGAGGUGAGGGGUCUGAGGGGACCGACUUGCUGCGCCCCCCUCGGCCUUGCCCCACACCCACUCCCAGUGAGGGCUCCUUGGCCAACGGCUGGGGCUCAGCAUCCGAGGACAAUACUCUCAGCGCCCGGGCCAGCUUGGUCAGCUCCUCUGAUGGCUCCUUCCUCGCUGAUGCCCACUUUGCCCAGGCCCUGGCGGUGGCAGUGGACAGUUUUGGCCUGGGCUUGGAGUCCAGAGAAGCAGAUUGUGUCUUCACAGAUGCCUCCUCACUGCCUUCAUCCCGGGAUGACCUCUUCCUGACAUCCUCCCUCUCGCUGCCCCUGUGGGAGUGGAGGUCAGACUGGCUGGAGGAGCUGGAGCACGGUCACACCCAGCGGCUGAGCAGGGGGCUGCCUCCCUGGCCCCCUGACUCCUGGAUCCCUUCCCAGAGAAGCCAGCUCAGUAGUCCUGUGCCCAAGGCCACCAGUAAACCCCUGAAGUGAGACUCAGCCAGUGCCUGGCUUUGGGUAUGGCUCUGGCCUGUGCUCUGUGCUUGGGGCCUAUGGGACUACGCCAUGAAAACAGGAAAAAGCGAAAUGGAACAAGAGCAAAGCAGCCCUGGGCCUCUCCCCAACUCCUAGCCCUGGCUUUUUCCUCAACUCCCACCACCUCUGGAUCACAGGAGGUGGGGCACCAAGCUCUUCCUGCAGGACAAUGGUGGCUGGUGGGGGAGGGCCGGAAGGAAAGGGCUUCCAGAAGCUCCCUAUCGGCCUCACCUGGAUGGUUUCUACAGAGGAGUCAGGAGGAUGAGGACUGGAACCCACCGGGAGGGAGGCCCAGGGGGGAAGUGAGGAGGGAGAUAUGGAAAUGGGGGAAUCACCCUCCUCUACUGUUGUUGCUUGAGUUCAAGGAAUCAGAUGCUAUAAAACUGCAAUGACUUGA
Molecule: messenger RNA, 4269 nt
Organism: Erinaceus europaeus (western European hedgehog)
Lineage: Eukaryota; Metazoa; Chordata; Mammalia; Eulipotyphla; Erinaceidae
Gene: ROBO4
Product: roundabout guidance receptor 4
Exons: 18
Coding region: 573-3830 (1085 amino acids)
Biological process (GO): axon guidance; cell-cell adhesion
Cellular component (GO): plasma membrane; axon
Molecular function (GO): protein binding
Source: RefSeq, a predicted model, not a curated record